This is a messenger RNA of Culicoides brevitarsis, 1475 nucleotides long. RefSeq names its product innexin inx4-like. NCBI's taxonomy places the organism in Eukaryota, Metazoa, Arthropoda, Insecta, Diptera, Ceratopogonidae. The coding region runs from base 108 to 1235 and encodes 375 amino acids. The record is from RefSeq and is a predicted model, not a curated record. Gene Ontology annotation, molecular function: gap junction channel activity. The transcript has 3 exons. Gene Ontology annotation, cellular component: gap junction; plasma membrane. Gene Ontology annotation, biological process: phototransduction.
ACCACGAGUUCGUCGUGUGCAUAAAAUAUCAAUAAAAAAGCGUAAAAAUAUUAAAAUUUAAAAGAAAAUUAUUGAAAAAAAUACAAAUUUAAUUGAUUUCGAGCAAAAUGAACUACUUCAGACCUGUAAAAUUGUACUCGAAAUCGAAGAAUUACGACACAAGUAACUGGGCAUUCAAGUUGCUGUGCCGUGUGAAUGUCAAAAUUAUGCUGCUUUUUGUGCUUUUGAUGAUGGGCAAGGAAUAUUUCGGAGAUCCGAUCGAUUGCGGCAGCGAAAUUGGCGGCGUGAGGAAAGAUAGUAUCGAAAAAUAUUGCUGGACCAUGGGAUUGUACGUGCAAAAGGGCUUUACGGGCGUCAUUACGAACAGAACGCGUCAUGCGGGCUAUAUUACAGGCGUGCAAGGCGAACGAACGUAUCUGCGGUACUACCAAUGGCUCAUUUUGGUUUACUUGACAAUGGCGGCGACAUUUUUGCUGCCCGGGCAGCUAUGGCGGUAUUUUGAAGGUGAUCGCAUUGGAUCGUUGUGCAAGGAAUUAGAUGGGGCAUUGUUUGAACGUGUAUGGACCAAAGAACGUCGUUCGGAGAUGCUGGCGUACUUUAUGUGGCCCGGAGUUCGAAGUAUUCACACUUUGUACGUCUUUAAGUUCUACUUGUGUCAAAUUUUCCUGUUGGGAGUCACUAUCUUCAAUAUUUGGUUGGUAGAUACAACUUUGGGCGGAUUUUGGGACAGAUAUUACCCGGCAAUCUCGUAUCUCUACCCUUUUGACUAUGAAAACUUCAUUGAACAUUCCGCCAAAAUUUUUCCGCGCAUGGCACGUUGCGAAUUCUACAACUAUGGACCUUCAGGCUCGGGUCAAAAGAUGGAUGCGCUCUGUUUGUUGCCUCUUAACAUCUUGAACGAGAAGAUUUUUGUCUUUCUCUACUUUUGGCUCUUGUUGAUGUGUCUCGUUGCUGCCUUCAGUGUCGUAUGGAGCACGACAAUUGCCUGUUUCAGUUGCCUCCGUGUCUUGAUUCUCAAAGCGCAGUGUCGCGAAUGCUCCUUGGAUCAAAUUCGACGCGCCACAAACAACGGAAGACUCGGAGAUUUUUUCGUUUUGCACUUGUUGGGUAAGAAUAUGAAUGCUUUUGUGUUCAAGGAUAUCCUCAUGGAGCUGAGUAACUACCAAAAGACGGGAUUUACCUUCGAACAGGCAGCUUGCAAUGGAGAAAAGGAAGGAAAAAGUGAACUUCCCUAAACAAUUUUUUGACUUUUGUUAAUUUUUUUUGAGAGAAAACGUUUUUGAACGUUCAUUCUUCGUCGUUCCUUGAAUAGAUUUAAGAAAUUUUUUUUCCUUAUGAGAUGAUUUUCAGUACAAAAUGUAACAAGACUGAAAGAAAUUUGUAGAAAUUAGUUGAUGAAAUAUUAUCGUACUCUUGAUUUUUGUACUUAUUAAAGUGAAUUCAUAAUAAAAUGUGUUAAAUAAGAAAUUUUUCAA